Messenger RNA from Anoplophora glabripennis (Asian longhorned beetle), 1170 nucleotides. RefSeq names its product vacuolar protein sorting-associated protein 37B (gene Vps37B). The record is from RefSeq and is a predicted model, not a curated record. NCBI's taxonomy places the organism in Eukaryota, Metazoa, Arthropoda, Insecta, Coleoptera, Cerambycidae. Gene Ontology annotation, cellular component: ESCRT I complex. Bases 55 to 774 code for a protein of 239 amino acids. Gene Ontology annotation, biological process: ubiquitin-dependent protein catabolic process via the multivesicular body sorting pathway; protein targeting to vacuole; protein targeting to membrane. The transcript is spliced from 3 exons.
CAACUGUCAAUUAAUUUCCAUUUUGUUUUUGGGUCUUUUGUUUACGAUAGAAAAAUGUCUAUAGAAAUAUUACAAGCGGACUGUAAACGGGCCGUUUCCCAACUGUCGUCUCUAACUAACGACGAAUUAGAUGAAAUUAUGAAUAACGAUGAAAAAAUCGAAGAAAUCUUGGCUCAACUCGAUCAGUCGUACUUGAAAGAGAUCGAACAGGAGAAGGAGACCCUAAUGGCCAGCAACAAUUCUAUGGCCGAAUUUAAUUUAUCAAAAGAGCCAGAGUUAGUCGAAGGUAGAGAAAAAUUGCGACAGUCGACCGAGGAAGGCGAACAACUCACAAAAACUGUAGAGGAGAAAACCAACGAGCUAAGAGAAAAAGGGGGUGACAUGUCGUUAGAAACUGCCUUGGCGUUGCUUCAAACAGCCGCUAGUGAGAUGGAAGAAGAAUCGGACAGCAUCGCCAAAAAGUUCUUAGAUAAAGAAAUCGAAUUGGAUGAUUUUUUAGAUGAAUUCUUAACAAAACGAGAAUUGAUGCACAUGAGGUUGAUAAAAGCAGAAAAACUGUCAAAAAUUCUGCAGAGAGACCCGUCACUUAAUAAUAUCUCCAAUUAUAUAAACUCACCCCCUGUUAACAUCAAUUCCAGCUAUUUCCCGGGGGUACCUAAUAACAUCCCCAGCUCCGUGCCUUACCCCAUUGGACCUUCCGCUGUCCCCUACCCUACCGGCCCAUUAGGUAUGCCCAUGCCGCCAACCAUGAACUAUUUCCAGAAUCAUUAUUAGGGUUAAAAUCCUCUGUUACGUUCAGUUACAAUAUAUAUUUUCAUAAAACAUUGAAUUUGUUGAAUUUCUAGGUUGUCCGAACCUACACAGACCUCAAAUUAGAUUUAAUAUAUCUUUAAUUGUAAGGAUUUAUGAGAAUAUGUAACUCGAACAGCUGGUAAACGAUUCCACGAUUUUUUUACUAUAAUUUGUUAGCUUUUUGUACAUAUAUUUUCAUAUUACAAAUUUAUGUAUAGUUAUAAAGAUAGUUUUCGUGUAACUUUGCAUUAUCUUGUGAUAUACAGUGGAUAAAUUACGGUAAAUAUUGUUUAAGACAUAUUAUACGUAUAAUAGUAAUAAAACUUGUUGAUUUUAAUGUAGAGAUUAAAAAAAGAUAAAUAUAUGUAUGCGAUAUUA